Grammomys surdaster is the source of this 3220-nucleotide messenger RNA. It is a transcript of the gene Umps, whose product is annotated as uridine monophosphate synthetase. Bases 29 to 1474 code for a protein of 481 amino acids. The record is from RefSeq and is a predicted model, not a curated record. Gene Ontology annotation, biological process: 'de novo' UMP biosynthetic process; 'de novo' pyrimidine nucleobase biosynthetic process. Gene Ontology annotation, molecular function: orotidine-5'-phosphate decarboxylase activity; orotate phosphoribosyltransferase activity. Lineage: Eukaryota; Metazoa; Chordata; Mammalia; Rodentia; Muridae. The transcript is spliced from 6 exons.
GCUUCCAGAGCUAACUGAGCGCGCGAGAAUGGAGGUCUCCCGCCCAGCCCUGGGCCCCUUGGUCACCGAGCUGUAUGACGUACAGGCUUUCAAGUUCGGGAGCUUUGUACUGAAAAGCGGGCUCUCCUCCCCAGUCUAUAUCGACCUGCGGGGCAUCGUGUCACGCCCGCGUCUUCUCAGUCAGGUCGCAGACAUUUUAUUCCAAACUGCCAAAAAUGUCGGGAUCAGUUUUGACAGUGUGUGUGGAGUUCCUUAUACAGCGUUACCACUAGCGACAGUUAUCUGCUCAGCCAACCACAUUCCCAUGCUCAUUAGGAGGAAGGAAACAAAAGAUUAUGGUACCAAGCGCCUUGUAGAAGGAGAGAUUAAUCCUGGGCAGACCUGUCUGGUCAUUGAGGAUGUCGUCACCAGUGGGGCCAGUGUUUUGGAGACUGUUGAAGUUCUUCAGAAGGAGGGUCUAAAGGUGACUGAUGCCAUAGUGCUGCUGGACAGAGAGCAGGGAGGCAAGGACAAGCUGCAGGCCCAGGGGAUCCGUCUCCACUCAGUGUGCACGUUGUCCCAAAUGCUGGAGAUUCUCGAGCAGCAGAAAAAAAUUGACGCUGAGAUGGUAGGGAAAGUGAAGAGGUUCAUUCAGGAGAAUGUUUUUUCAUCAGCUAAUCAUAAUGGUUUUCCACCUCCUGAGAAGAAAGCAUGCAAAGAGCUCAGCUUUGGUGCUCGAGCAGAGCUGCCUGGAAUCCACCCACUUGCCUCAAAACUUCUCAGGCUUAUGCAGAAGAAGGAGACCAAUCUGUGUCUGUCUGCUGAUGUGUCAGAGGCCAGAGAGCUGCUGCAGCUAGCAGAUGCGUUGGGACCCAGCAUCUGCAUGCUCAAAACUCAUGUCGAUAUUCUGAAUGAUUUUACUCUGGAUGUGAUGGAAGAGUUGACAGCUCUGGCAAAACGCCAUGAGUUCUUAAUAUUUGAAGACAGGAAAUUUGCUGAUAUAGGAAACACAGUUAAAAAGCAGUAUGAAAGUGGCAUCUUUAAAAUAGCUUCCUGGGCAGAUGUAGUAAAUGCCCACGUGGUGCCAGGCUCAGGAGUUGUGAAAGGCCUACAGGAAGUGGGCCUGCCUUUACAUCGAGCGUGCCUGCUCAUUGCAGAAAUGAGCUCUGCUGGCUCCUUGGCCACGGGAAACUACACCAAGGCAGCAGUUGGGAUGGCUGAGGAGCACUGUGACUUUGUCAUUGGCUUUAUUUCUGGCUCUCGAGUAAGCAUGAAACCAGAGUUUCUUCACUUGACCCCAGGAGUUCAGUUAGAAACAGGAGGAGAUCAUCUUGGCCAGCAGUACAAUAGUCCACAAGAAGUGAUUGGUAAACGCGGUUCUGAUGUCAUCAUUGUAGGCCGGGGAAUACUUGCAGCAGUUAACCGCCUGGAAGCAGCUGAAAUGUACAGAAAAGCUGCCUGGGAAGCUUAUUUGAAUAGGCUUCCUGUUGAGUGAGAAGACAUUGAAAAUGGGAGGUAUCCCAAAAGUGGCUGGCUUCAAACACCGGCUCUCAGGGCCCUGCAUCGGGUCAGUGAGAGGCAGACUCUGGAGCAUCAUAUCAUGGUCUCUGACUUGUAGUCACUGCAUCGGUGCUGUAAUGAGCUCUUUUUAAAGCUUUCCUUGAGAAUGGUAUUCGUUUGGCAGCCACCACCUUUGAGAUUCCUCGGUCUAGACUGCUUAAUUCUUUUAAUUCAGUGAGAUCAGUCAUAUACAUCUACUGUUAGCUGCUUACCUCCUCCAGUGCCAUGAAACUGGAUCUUUCAAUGGAGCAGGAGUUCUAGUUCAUUCCACUCAGCAGUCAGUGUAGAAAGUCCACUGCAGCUUCCUCUUGCCACCUCUGCAUGUAAGAGAAUGGAAGAACCAGUUCCCCACUGUCAUUAAUGUCUGUUUGCUAAUGGGCUGGGGGUUCGUAAUGGAUGGCCUGCUGGUUAAGAGCACUGUUUCUCUUACAGAGAGAGGAUCAACAUUUGGUUCCUAGCACCCACAUUGUAGCUCACAACCAUCCAGUUCCCGGGGAGCCAAUCUCCUCUUCUGGCUUCCAGGGGCUACAUGCAUGGGAUACAAUACACUUUUACUUAAUAAUAAUAAAAAAAGUCUUUGCCAGUGCUAAAAGGGAAAAUUUUAGUACAGAACUGUUUGCUCACAGACAGAGAAAUUGGAUGCCUCCAGCAGUGUGAUCUGACCCGUGUUUCACACAUAGAACUUACCUGUGCCCAUUGCAAGUGGAAUUCACAGCCUCAGGAAACUUGAACAAGCUCCCCCUUUGGUUCACAUGUUUACCAAGCAGAGCACCAUCACCCUAGUUUGUGCCCUCCACACAUUAUUAGCGGUACCUUACAUUCUUAUUCCAGUCAAAAGGAAAGAUCCCUUAGCAUUCAGCAGAUAGCUGUGUGUAAAUAGUCUAGAGGAGAUGCCUGGUGAGUACCAGACAGAGGGGUCUGCGAUGUAGCCUGCUAACCUCCUUAGCACUCAGUCAGUACGGCACCCAGUCUACACAUCGGUAAGAUUAGCAAGUGCACACACUCAGCAAGUAACCAUGCAUCUGUAGUAAAGUGGAAUCAAGUAGCCACAGUGCUUGAAGGAGUCUAACUGCAGCAUGAUCCCAUCAAGUGAAAGCAUAAGGCAUGAGUCUCGGGUGGGUUUGAACUAAUAUCUGAGAAAAGCUGUCAGGAUCUAAGGAAACUUCCCUUCUAGGCCUUAGCUUAGUCUUAGUCUCCAGCAGCUGUGUGAUUCCAGGAAUCCAAAGGGACCUUUCAGUUGUAAGCUGCAGACCUAAACUGAGGCCCUAAUGUUAACUUCAUGGGCAUGGGCUUUAGAGCAGUCUUUUGGGGACCAAAUAAAAAAUGCACUAGCACAAUGCAUUAGGCCCUACACUGUUAAUUCAGACCAGCAUUUGGGGAAAUAGGAAACAAAGUACUGAGCCGGGCAGUGGUGGCACACGCCUUUAAUCCCAGCACUUGGGAGGCAGAGGCAGGCGGAUUUCUGAGUUCGAGGCCAGCCUGGUCUAUAGAGUGAGUUCCAGGACAACCAGGGCUACAAAGAGAAACCCUGUCUUGAAAAACAAAACAGAAAAAAAGAAAGAAGAAACAAAGUCCUCUUGAGGACAGACUUACCGUAUCUGUUCCACCCAUUCAAACUAACUACAGUACGUUUGACCAAGUCAGUUCAUCUUAAAAUAAUAUUAAAUGCUGCUUUUCCAGA